This is a messenger RNA of Suillus discolor, 303 nucleotides long. RefSeq lists its product as uncharacterized. Lineage: Eukaryota; Fungi; Basidiomycota; Agaricomycetes; Boletales; Suillaceae. The record is from RefSeq and is a predicted model, not a curated record. The transcript has 2 exons. The annotation marks the transcript as partial.
UUGCAGUCUGACCACCCGGUUGUCAACUCCCGCUACCUCCUGAACGAAACCGCCCAUGCGCACUAUUAUGGCCUUGACCCCGCACUCGCGCUCCUCUCCGGUACGUAUCAUACUCCUGCUACUGCCAUGGGGAUGGGCCAUCAGAGUGGAAUGCUCAAAGCAGAUACUGUGAUUUGGUCCUCCCAUCCACUCUCACUUGCUGCAACGCCCACUCGGGUCUACAUUGAUGGUAUCCCUCAGCUCUCCCUUCCCGGUCGCCAAGGGGCCCACCACGUCCCCACGCACGCCCGAUUUCGAUUCUGA